Saccostrea echinata is the source of this 1734-nucleotide messenger RNA. Its product is annotated as inter-alpha-trypsin inhibitor heavy chain H4-like. The record is from RefSeq and is a predicted model, not a curated record. NCBI's taxonomy places the organism in Eukaryota, Metazoa, Mollusca, Bivalvia, Ostreida, Ostreidae.
AUGGAGAACUUAAUAGUGCCCGUGACAUUGGUGAUUGGUAUGUGGACUCUAAAAAUAUAUUAUCUACAUGUCACGUCGGAAAUCGACUUCCGGUUUGCAAAAACGGUGGUAACCAGUAAAGUUGUCAAUAAGGAACCAGUUGCUAGGGAAGCCGAGUUCGAUCUUACACUUCCAAACGAAGCCUUCAUUACAGCGUUCAAAUUGAUAAUAAAUGGCAAAGAAAUCCAUGGAAAAGUCAAGGAAAAUGCACAGGAAUUUGAGGCUGCCAAAGCAAAGGGGCAGAGUGCUGGCCAUAUUGUCGCCAAACCUAGAGAAACAAACAAGUUUCAAAUCCAGGUCAAUGUAGCAGCCCAAGAAAAAGUGACGUUCGAGUUAACAUACCGGGAACUUCUUAGACGAACUAAAGGCCUAUACAACCAUGUAAUUUACAUCAAUCCUGGACAAGUGGUCGACGAUUUAAAAAUCAACGUCUUAAUCAAAGAAUCAAGAAAUAUCACAACUAUCAAGACUCCACCAAUAAAAAAUGAUCUUCUUACAGAAGAUCCGGAAGGAACAAACCAACUUGGCGUAGUUGAUCGUAUUUCUCCAACAAAAGCGUUUAUUUCAUACGAGCCGUCCAGAGCUGAACAAGAGUCUGGUAUCUCUGGCCAGUUUAUUGUCCAGUAUCAUGAUGUGGACAGAAGUGACAAUGCAGGGGAUGUUUUGGUAAGUAAUGGAUAUUUUGUGCAUUUCCUUGCACCCGAAGGAAUUGAACCGAAGCCAAUGGAUAUUGUGUUCGUGCUGGAUAAGAGUGGUUCUAUGAGUGGAACUAAAAUGAGACAGCUUCAAGAAUCCAUGUAUAAAAUUAUAGACGAUGUAAAACCGGAAGAUAAAAUUAUGAUUAUUGCGUUUGAUUUCUCCCUGUCGUACUGGAAACCGGAAUUUGUACAGGCAACAGCUUCAAAUGAAAACGCCGCCAAAGAGUAUAUAAAAGAGACCCCGGCAAGGGGAGCGACCAAUAUUGAUCUUUCAUUAAGAGAAAGGCUUCAAAAAUUAAUGCAAAUAAGCGGAACCAAGGGCCGAGCACCUCUCAUGGUUUUCUUAACCGAUGGACAAGCCACGUCUGGAGAGACAAGAACUGAACGCAUACUAGAAAAUGUAAAGAAACAGAACGAAGUGGAACUGCCCAUUUUCAGUCUCGCUUUCGGAAAAGGCGCUGACUUUGACAUUGUCAAAAGGCUUGCAGCACAGAAUAACGGAUUUGCAAGGAAAAUCUAUGAAGACGCAGACGCAGCUCUUCAGAUAGCAGGGAUUUAUGAGAAAAUAUCAACCGUUUUAUUGAAGAACGUCUCAUUCAACUAUGUUGACGGAACAUUGUAUGACACCACAGUUACUGAGACUAAUUUCAACACUUACUUCAAAGGUUCUGAAAUGGUUGUUGCAGGAAAAAUAAAAGAUCUUACCAAGUUACAAUCAGGCAUGAUCGUAGAUGGAGAAGGAAGUAAAACCAAAGUCUCCCUUCGUGUACCUCCCAAUCAGGGCAUCAUUAUCCCAUGGCCACGACCCCCAUUCCCUCCAUUUCCUCCCCGACCCAGACCAUUCCCAACGCCUUCACCUCCUGUCACUACAAGAAAUCCCGGAAUGAUGGAAAAACUCUGGGCGUAUUUGUCUAUCAAACAAAUGCUGAGAGAUAAAGAUGCUCUCGAUUCCGCGACAGAAAUAAAAAAGAAGACAAAAUUCUUCAGCUUUCUUUAA